AGUGUGGGCCCGGCAGAGUGUGGGGUGUGAUUAAUAAAAGUAAAACAAGUGAAAUCAUUUAGAAAAACGUUUCAGCUAAAUAGUGUGAUAUUUUGAAUUGAUAUUUAAGAAUGUGAUUAAUGUUAAUUUUCAGUUAUAUUAGAAUGUGACUAUGUGAAGUUAGAGAAACUCUGAAGUGAGCAGUGAACAUCAAGAAAAUCAGUGACAAACAGAGAAAAUGUGAAUUAUACUUAAACAUGCAGUGUAAAAGCUAAAACAAGCCUUUUCAGCCAUGCUGGCUCUAAACCACAACCCUACCUGGGUGGUAACGCCCCUAAUUCUUCUUCUUAUAGGGGUGGGCUGUACAACAAAUAGCAAAGAUGGAGGUCGGAAUAUUGUUGUUGAGUUCUCUGAUCCCCGUGUAGGAGUUCUACUUCAACAACAAGGAGAAGAUGAAGGUCCACAGUUUAAUAACCUAGUUGUAGACAAGAACACUGGCAGGGUGUACAUCGGAGGGAUCAACAAGCUCUACCAGCUCUCUCCCAACCUAGAGCUUAUGGUAUCUGCUGAGACUGGUCCAAGAUAUGAUUCUCCUCUGUGUUCCGUUCUACCAGACUGUCCUCCUUCAAGUGAAAAGAAGCUUACCAACAACUACAACAAGGCCCUGGUCUUAGAUUACUCAGAUUCAAGGAUGGUAGAUUGUGGGUCCCUAUUCCAGGGUAUAUGUACCCUAAGGUCCCUAAGGAACAUCAGUAUAGUUGAAGCACACAUCAAGGAACCUGUUGUGGCUAACAACGCUACUGCGAGUACGGUCGCCUUCAUUGCCCCUGGACCCCCAAACCCACCCAUUACACAGGUCAUGUACGUUGGUGUAACGUAUACUGGGAAUGGACCGUAUAGGAGCGAGGUCCCAGCGGUCAGCUCAAGAUCUUUAGACACUAAUUCUCUGUUCCAGAUUGCACAAACUGCAGUAACUACCGGGACCCGUAUGUUCGUCAACUCCCUGGCCCGGGAGCGGUAUCCCAUCAACUACAUCUACGGGUUCUCUAGCGAGGGGUUCUCCUACUUCCUCACGACACAGAUGCGCCACACCUCCCCCUCCCCCUACCACAGCAAGGUUGUGAGGGUGUGUCAUGACGAUCAGGACUAUUAUUCCUAUACAGAGGUCCCCCUGCAGUGCAUGUCGGAGACAGGAACGGACUAUUCACUCGUCCAGGCAGCCUUUGUCGGCAAGCCUGGGUCUGAUCUGGCUGCAGAGCUGGGGGUAACUGCCCAGGAUGAUGUUCUCUUUGCUGUCUUCAGUACUCCGGACUCUAGCGAAGGAGGAGAUAUAACGAGUAAACCCAGCAGGAAAAGUGCAUUGUGUGUCUACAAUGCGUCAAGGGUUCAUAAUAUGAGAAAAUUUAUGGAAAAUAUCCAGAGAUGUUUUAAAGGAGACGGAGCCCGUGGACUAGAUUUCAUAUCACCAAGGGAACGAGAGCAGUUCUGCGGGUUGGACGUGAAUACUCCCUUGGGAGGAGAACUACCAAUCUCUCAGUCUCCAGUUCUUACUUUCGAUGCGCAUUUAACAGCUGUAACAGCGACCUCUACUGGAGACUUUACAGUGGCGUUUAUCGGAACUAGCGAGGGUAACCUCAAGAAGGCCGUAGUGGAGUCUGCCAACAGUGGAAUAGAGUACUCAGACGUACCUAUUGCUCCAGGAACUGCUGUAAGGUCUGAACUCCUAUUUGACUUGAAGCGGGACCACGUGUACGUUAUGACUGACCGGAAGCUAAGUAAAGUUCGUGUACAGGACUGCCAGCAGUACACAGACUGCAACCAGUGUCUGGGGGCAAAGGAUCCAUAUUGCGGGUGGUGUAGUCUUGAGAACAAGUGCAGUCUGCGCGGGGACUGCAGGGAUGCCGCGUUGGAUCCUUUAUAUUGGAUUUCAUACAAGUCUGGAAGAUGUACCACAAUAACGUCUGUUACUCCCUUUGAACUACAGAGAACAACCGCUAGAACCCUGCAGCUUGUAAUAGAAAACCUACCCAACCUACCUGGUGAAUUCUUCUGUGCUUUCAACGCUGAAGGGAAGAGUCUGACCACCAAGGCGAAUAGAACAACCAAUGGGGUCAGCUGUACAACACCCAGGAAUGACUUGUUGCCCGUAAUACCUACCGGAGAGAGCCAUUUUACAUCACAGUUAGCGGUCAGAGUGGCAGACGGUCCCAACCUGGUCAAUACUAACUUUACCUUCUUUGACUGUAAUUCAUAUUCAUCAUGUACAGCCUGUGUCUCCUCGCCCUUCCCCUGCGACUGGUGUGUCGACGGGCAUCGUUGUACACACGACACUGUGGAGAAUUGUAGAAAUGAUAUCUUAGUCACGGGUUUGAAAAGAAUUGGGCAAAGUCUGCGAAGUGGUCCUGAAUUUUGCCCACGUGUGAACGCAACCUCGCACGGAAGUCCAGAAAUCCUCGUUUCUGCCGGACUCCCUAAGAGCGUUAGAGUGAAGAUUCAUGUACUCAUAUACAGAUGCCAAGAGAUGGCAGGGAAUUGUGGAAUGUGUCUCAGUUUAGAUCCUAAAUAUCAAUGUGGUUGGUGUGAGGCGAGUAAGAAGUGUGAAGUUAAAGAGCAGUGCGGAGGCAAGGAUAAUGUUUCCUGGUUGGACAGAGAUCAAACCUGUCCUGAUCCUCAAAUAUUACAAUUCAGUCCCGAGUAUGGACCCUGGGAGGGAGGAACCAAUAUAACAAUUCAAGGAGUUAAUCUUGGCAAGAGUUUUGAAGAUAUUGCCCGCGGUGUGACUGUGGCAGGGAUGGCUUGUGAUCCCUACCAGGACCUAUACGAGAGAACAGAGAAAAUUGUUUGCAAGGUUGAUGGGCCAGGAACUAGGGAACCUAAGAGUGGUCCCAUUAUUAUCAAAAUCAAGAAUUUCCGCGGCGAAUCUAAAGAAAAUUACAAGUUUAUUGACCCAGUUAUCACAGACAUAGAACCCCGCCACGGACCACAGGCCGGCGGAACUAAGAUUAAAAUCAAGGGCGAAUAUUUAAACGCCGGUAGUCAUGUUGAGGCGUAUAUCGGCGAUCUUGAAUGCCGGAUAAUCAAGACGAGGCGGAAGGUGGCGUUGUGUGUGACGAGUAAAUCGCCACGACUUCAAAAACUCGAUGUUAAAAUGCAUUUCGACCACGGGAAAGCACGAGUGCUCGAGAGGAAAAGAUUCGAGUAUGUUGCUGAUCCUACCAUCGAGUUCUCCUUCUCAGGUACACUAAUCAUAAUAGUUGCCUCGAACACCCUGAUGUAUUGUCAGUCCCCUGCUGUUGAUACAAUAUCUUCUGGAAGCUGGGUAAAUAGUAAGAACCCCGACCCACUCCGCCUUGACUACGGGUUCAUCAUGGAUAACGUAGAGAGGGUUCAAAACCUCUCUCAGCACAACAAGGAUUCACCUAAGGUUUAUAUGUUUCCUGAUCCUGAAUUCUCUCGGUUCCCAGACCCUGACGGGAUCAAGAUCUAUAAGUCAGACUAUCUUACUCUGGACGGGACUAAUCUGAACAGAGCUGCCAAGGAAACUGAUUUCCGAGUACAGAUCGGUACAGAGCUGUGUAACGUGACAAGUGUGAGUUUGAACCAGCUGACCUGCAAGCCGCCAGACCACCAACCCCCGGCAAUGCUCGGAGAAGGAAAAAGUGAUCAGAACCAGCUUCCCAGUGUGGUUGUUAUGAUUGGAGAGAAGUUACAGUUCACGGUAGGAAAGCUUGAUUACAAUGAGUUAGAGGCCGCCUUCACUAAACCAAUUCUGAUUGCUGUCUGUAUCAGUGUGAUUCUUCUCAUUGUCUUCGUCAUUUUUAUCCUGAUCGCAUACAGGAGGAAGAGCACUGAGAGUACACGGGAGCUGAAGAACAUGCAGGAUCAGAUGGACUCCUUGGAGCUUAAGGUCGCAAACGAGUGCAAGGAAGCGUUUGCCGAACUGCAGACUGAGAUAACGGAGAUAGGUUGUGAGGUUCAAACAGCCGGGAUACCGUUCCUAGACUAUAGAAGCUACUGCAUCAAGAUUCUUUUCCCUGGCAUAGAGGAGCACAGUGUUCUACAGUGGGAGCGACCUGAUCUUCUAAGGAAGGAGAAAGGAUUGAGAAUGUUUGGUGCUCUAGUAAUGAACAAAACCUUCCUUCUCCUGUUUAUCAGGACCCUGGAGAAGAACCGGUAUUUCUCGAUGCGGGAUAGAGUGAACGUAGCUAGCUUGAUCAUGGUGACCCUGCAGGGUCGGAUGGAGUACUGCACAGAUAUUCUCAAAACUCUUCUAGCCGACCUUAUCGAACGCUGCAUGGAAGGAAAAUCUCACCCCAAGCUCCUUCUUCGUCGGACGGAGAGCGUUGCUGAGAAGAUGUUAAGCGCUUGGUUCACAUUUCUGUUGUACAAGUUCCUGCACGAGUGUGCCGGGGAGCCCUUGUACAUGCUCUACCAAGCUAUUAAACAUCAGGUCGGUAAAGGACCUGUAGAUUAUGUUACACACGAGGCAAGAUAUUCACUCUCAGAGGAGAAACUAAUCAGACAACAGGUUGACUAUCGUGCGAUGACGGUAUUUGUGUCGAUGUCCCCGCAGACUAUCUACAUGUCAGGGUUGGAUCCCCAGGCAGAUAAUAUGGAUAUUCCUGUCAGGGUUCUAGACUGCGAUACCAUCACUCAGGUUAAAGAUAAAAGUCUGGACACCAUAUAUCGAGCCCUGAGCCAAUCUCAGAGACCUAAACAUUCAGAUUUAGAUCUUGAAUGGAGAACAGGACAAUCAGGACGAUUAAUCUUGUAUGACGAGGACAGUACAACUAAGACGGAGGGAGAUUGGAAGAGGAUCAAUACACUCAAUCAUUACAGAGUACCUGAGGGGGCGCUCUUAACCUUAAUCCCUAAACAGUCUUCAAUGUACAAUAUUAGCACGAUGUCGGAUAAAUCUGAUCGGAAGCUUUACCACGCUUACGAAACUCUAAAUAUGUCCAAGAUGAGCGGUGGCGGUCAUUCUCCGCCGUUAUCACGCGCAACAUCGCCGCUAAACCAUGAUUAUGAGUCAGAGAAAAAUGGCAGGCUCAGCCAGAAAAAGGGUUGGAAAAAGGACGGGAAGAAACCACUUUUAGAAGGAAUAAAAAUGUGGCAUCUUGUGCGCCAUGAUUCCGACAACACGAAGGAUGAGAGGAGUAACAAGAUGGUAUCGGAGAUAUAUCUGACCCGUCUUCUCGCUACCAAGGGAACCAUGCAGAAGUUUGUAGAUGAUCUUUUCGAGACAAUAUUCAGCACAGCACACAGGGGCUCCGCUCUACCACUAGCUAUAAAGUAUCUGUUUGAUUUUCUGGACGACCAAGCACUUCAGCACGGUAUAACUGAACCGGAAGUAGUGCACACGUGGAAAUCAAACUCACUUCCGCUCAGGUUCUGGGUGAAUUUGAUUAAGAAUCCUGAUUUUGUGUUUGAUCUCGGUAAAUCUAAUAUUGUGGACUCAUGCCUCAGUGUAGUUGCACAAACCUUCAUGGAUGCUUGCAGUACAUCAGAUCAUCAGCUGGGGAAAGACAGUCCAAGCAGUAAACUGUUGUAUGCUAAAGAUAUUCCUAUUUAUAAGGAUUGGGUCACAAGAUACUACCAGGAUAUUAAGUGUAUGCCCGUGAUAAGUGAUCAGGACAUGAACGCAAUGCUGGCAGAGGAGAGUAGACUGCACAGCAACGAGUUUAACCUCAACUCUGCUCUAUACGAACUAUACUCGUACGCUGUUAAGUACAAUGAACAGCUGUUGGUGACACUUGAGGAAGAUGAGUUCAGCUGUAAGCUCCGACUUGCAUAUAAGCUGGAACAGGUGCACAAUAUAAUGCAGGAUGGACAGUAAUUAUUCCUGCAAUCUUGUGAAACAGCUGCCAGCCGCCAUCUUGCAGACAUUUCUUUUCCCGCCAAAAUGGGAAAAGUAGAUUUGCGGAUUUUCACCUCCAGCCAAUCAAAGAUUUCAGUGAUUACAAGUGCUAGUAUUCCAAUUUGUUAAAUCGUAUUUAUAUCUGUCGUUAAUCUAGCAUUUUUCAAUGAGGCUUAAUUACCAGCUUUACUUUUAAGAAUUGACCUAGAGGACUUAUUUUUGCCAAAUAUUGCAUAUCAUUCCCUAAAAAGGGCCAGGCCUUAUUAAGGCUGAGUCCUCAAUCCAACUGCCUAUAUAUACUCUAAACUGCCUGUGGUGCCAAGGCAACGUUGAUAAACAAUUAAGCAAUACCUAGUGACUUGUUAAUCUCGAUAUAAGCUGGUGAAAGAAAUCUAAGAACCGUUUUAGUGACAAUUGACAACGUUGUGAAAAUUACCGAAUACAAGUUGGUUGUCUCGGACCAGGAAAAUUCUUGCAGAUUUUUUUACUUAUUGAAGUUUUUUUUGUAUCAUUUCAACUAAUUUUGUGUUGAAACGGGUAGAUGUGUUUGCAGACCAUCUUCUGGUCUAGAGUUCCCGUAAUAUUUGUAGAAUCUCGGAAAUUGUGAAUAUUAGGUAGAAUUCAACUUGAUUCAAAUUUUAAUUAUGAACCAAAGAAAAUAUUUUUUUCUCAUAUAUUUAGACAUGUGGGGAAUACUUAGCAGUUUUGUCGAGACGUUUUGAAAACAAAAUAAACUGAAUUUUUUAAAAACUUUUUCUCAAUCUGUUUCGGCGCUCUUUGGUUGUUUCUGAAGUCAUAUCCUAUUAAUAGGAAAACCACGGCAUUUCUUUUGUAUUAUUUGUUAAUAUAUAACCUUAAAUAUUAUAACUAAUAAAUAUUGUUCAAAUUAAA
Eurytemora carolleeae is the source of this 6727-nucleotide messenger RNA. RefSeq names its product plexin-A4 (gene PlexA). Gene Ontology annotation, molecular function: semaphorin receptor activity; protein binding. The coding region runs from base 272 to 5815 and encodes 1847 amino acids. Lineage: Eukaryota; Metazoa; Arthropoda; Copepoda; Calanoida; Temoridae. Gene Ontology annotation, cellular component: semaphorin receptor complex. The transcript has 41 exons. The record is from RefSeq and is a predicted model, not a curated record. Gene Ontology annotation, biological process: sensory neuron axon guidance; regulation of GTPase activity; motor neuron axon guidance.